CGGCGCUCUCCCGGAGGCGCGCCCCAGCCGCCGCGGCCGCCGCCAACAUGGCCGAGACGAGCGAGGAGGUGGCGGUGCUGGUGCAGCGGGUGGUGAAGGACAUCACCAACGCCUUCAGGAGGAAUCCGCACAUAGAUGAAAUUGGUCUGAUCCCGUGUCCUGAAGCCAGGUAUAACCGGAGUCCCAUCGUCCUGGUUGAAAACAAACUUGGUGUGGAGAGCUGGUGUGUCAAGUUCCUCCUCCCAUAUGUCCAUAACAAGCUCCUUAUGUACAGAACGAGGAAGCAGUGGCUGAACAAAGAUGAAUUGAUAGAUGUCACAUGCACCCUGCUGCUUCUAAACCCAGACUUCACCACCGCGUGGAAUGUAAGAAAAGAGCUGAUCCUCUCUGGCACUUUAAAUCCAAUUAAAGACUUACAUCUGGGAAAACUGGCCUUAACUAAAUUUCCAAAGAGUCCAGAAACAUGGAUUCACAGGCGAUGGGUGCUACAACAGCUAAUUCAGGAAACCUCCUUGCCUUCCUUUGUGACAAAAGGAACCUUGGGAACAAUUCCUGCAGAAAGGACACAGAGACUGAUACGGGAAGAGAUGGAGGUCUGUGGAGAAGCGGCUGGGAGAUACCCGAGCAACUAUAACGCCUGGUCCCAUCGCAUCUGGGUCCUGCAGCACCUGGCCAAGCUAGACGUCAAGAUUCUUCUUGAUGAACUGUCUUCUACUAAACACUGGGCAUCCAUGCACGUUUCAGACCACAGUGGAUUUCACUACCGCCAGUUUUUGUUAAAGUCUUUGAUUAGCCAAACUGUGAGAGAUGGUUCUGUAUUGGAGCAAAACACUUUGAGAAGUGAGCCAGCUCUAGUUCUUGCAAAAGAUGAAGAAGCAGCAGCUUCAACAGAGGAAGCAAGGAUAAAUCUUCCCCAUCUUCUAGAAGAAGAAGUUGAAUUCAGCACUGAUCUGAUUGAUUCCUAUCCAGGACAUGAAACCCUUUGGUGUCACAGGCGGCAUAUUUUCUACCUUCAGCAUCACUUACAUGGUAGGUUUCCUCACAGUGUGACCCUGUUGUCACCUGCAGACAGCCCCGGGGGGACUUCGAGUGACUUGCACCUCAUCCCAGGAGGCCCCCACAUGUCUCAGGCCAUGGAGGUGGAUGGGCUGAAUGACUCCAGCAAGCAAGGCUAUUCCCAGGAAACCAAACGCCUGAAGCGGACCCCAGCUCCAGACUCGCGGGGCCUGGAAAUGGAGCACAGGUUCAUCGAUCAAGUACUGUCCACCUGCCGGGACGCAGAGCAGGCCAGGUUUGCCAGUGCCUACCGGAAAUGGCUGGUUACCCUGAGUCAGUGAAGGAGGUGGGUUAGUCCCGCAAGGUCCCCCUCAGUGCAAUAUUGCUUUCCCUUCUCACACAGUCGCAUGAAUUGUUUGCUGUUAUGUGUUCUUCAUCUUUAGGUUAAAAGUCCAUGGUAAAUCUUUCAUUUUAUUUAUUUUGUUAAGAACUGGCAUUCCUUUGGGGAUAAAAUAACUGUAGUUUCUUCUGCUAAACAUUGAGUCUUAAUUUUUUUCUUCUCAUCCUUUAUAUUUCUGUACAUGAAGCUUCCCAUUUGGUUCUCCCCGUUGGUUCACAGACACAUGUACCCGCCUCAGUGCAGUUGCUGUAUAGGCUAGUUUCUUUUCCAGUUAAAAAUUUAAGUUGUAGUUCAGCCUUAGAAUAACACAAGCUCAGAAUAACUCCAUCUAAUUAUUGUUUUGAGAAUCAUAUGGCCAGAUAGAAGGGAUUUGAGAAAAUAUCAUUUCUCUUUCUCGACUCAAGUUAUUGACCAAUGUAACCAAAGUCAGAAGUAUCGGAAUUUAUAUAAAAAAACAUGCUUCCAUUGUGUAAUCCAUUUUCAAAUGGUUAUUUUAAAAGAAAAACUAAUUUUAAGACUUUAUGUAAUUGCAGUACUGGGAAAUUAUUUUUAUUACUAGUUUUGAUAGAUUCUUUUUACCUCAAAUUUGAUAUGGGCCAAAAACACUCACGUUAGCCCUUAUAAAAACCAUUAUUUUUUAAAACCUGGAAUGCCAUUUUUAGUUACUGCGAUUUAUCUUCCUUUUAAAUUCACCAUGAAAAGUGAAAUAUGCAUGGAAAUGUAUCCAUUAAAAAUCUUCAUUUUUAAAAAUUUAAGUUCUUGAAGGUACACUUAAGCCACAAAAUUUUUAUGAAGUGGUUAUUAAAAAUUUGCUGGCAAAAGCCAGGGGGAAAGAAUAGAUUUUGAAGGUUGGGUCUUCAAUCUUUAUUUAAAAAAAAAUAAAACAACUUAAAGACUUUGAUACUAAACUUAUCAGGGAUGAGGCACCAAAGUAGGCACCGUACAGCUGUAUCUUAUCUUAGUAAUAAGGGCUGGGUUCUUCAGGUCUGUGAGGCCAGGUGGGAAAAGGGCCAGCUAAUGUUUACUUUCUUAAUACGUUUUCUCCCCUUGUAAAUAGUCUGUGUUUGUUAUUUCCUUUUCACCUAUCUUUUCUUCAUUUUCCCAGUCCAUUCCAUAUUUUUUGACCCUUUCACUCUCCUAUGUUUUUCCUUAAUUGUCUAAUUUUAAGGAUAUGUUCUGAAGAUACUCUCCGUCCUUUUCCCAAUGAAUUUCAUAACCCGUUAAACACAAACACACAUAAUAUUCGUACGAACUGCCCUUCUCAAAGUUCCCCUAGUGAUGGAAACUGCCUGUCGUCCGGUACGUGUGAGCAGGAUGCCAUAGUGGCAGAAGUAAGUGACCUCCAUGCUUUGCUUGUUCUCGUUUUCACAUGCUAGGUCACCUGUGGGGUGAGGGGACAGGCAUAAAGGCAGGCUUCUCCUAGCUUGUAUUAUGGAAACCUUGGGCUUGAGUGAGGCACAUGGCCUUAAGCUUAGGGAAGGAAUAAGUUCUUUCUUCCUGCAUCAUGGUUUUGUUGCGGAGCAACCUGUCAGGUGAGACUUUAGAACACCAGAAAAACUGUCCAGCCCGGCCCUUGCAGACAGAAGCUGCUUUUCUCUUUUGGGACAAAAUUAACCUUUUAUAGUUUUCAUAGUAUUUUAGAAAUGUAAGAAAAUAAUUGCCAUUAUGAACAUAAUUCCAUGGCCCUUUGUGUACAAAGCGUAUUUUGAAUCAAAUACCUCAAGGUCUACCUAGACCUCUGUGGAUAAAACCAUUAGCUUGUGAUUUUCUGCACCUACAGGGGAUGGUGGGGCGACUGCAUGGAGAGGAAAUGAGAGACUCAGCCCCAUUCCACUGGAUUCAUGUUGCCAGAUCCUGGCCUCGCUCAGUAUUCCCUUUCUUCCAAGCAUCAUUUUAAGUAUCCCAAGUAAUAGGGCUUCUUCUGUUUGAUGUGAGAGUGUCAGGACAGGAGUAUUGUCAAUCCCCUGUGAACAGCAGCUCCAUUUGACAGUGCUCCACGCCUUUUUCUACCCUCCACAGAGCAUCCUACCCACCUUUGAUGUUAUCUGCCUUCGUGUGUUUUAAGGCCUUUAAUCCACCCCUUUAUGAAGCCAUGCAGUCCUUUAAGAUACCUUUGUCUCGUCUUCCUAACAAAGUUUUGAGUAGGGAGUAAAAACACAAAUAUCCAAAGGAUACUUACCGUUUGUGACUUUUGUGUGUACUUUAUUUCUAAUGUCUGUACUUUUCAAGUGUUCAUUCACAGAAAAACCUAGUAUUGCCCUAUAUGGCUGUGUUUUUUCCUAAGUGGUUGACAUCUAAACUCAUUAGCUGUAGCGUGGUAGUGAGUUCAUGCAGUGGAAAGGAUGUGUCUGUUUUCAGGGACUUGUUAGUCUUUCCUUUUUUUUUUUUUU
Hyaena hyaena (striped hyena) is the source of this 3786-nucleotide messenger RNA. It is a transcript of the gene PTAR1, whose product is annotated as protein prenyltransferase alpha subunit repeat containing 1. Gene Ontology annotation, cellular component: cytoplasm. Gene Ontology annotation, biological process: protein prenylation. Gene Ontology annotation, molecular function: protein prenyltransferase activity. The record is from RefSeq and is a predicted model, not a curated record. NCBI's taxonomy places the organism in Eukaryota, Metazoa, Chordata, Mammalia, Carnivora, Hyaenidae. The transcript is spliced from 7 exons. The coding region runs from base 48 to 1337 and encodes 429 amino acids.